Oenanthe melanoleuca is the source of this 6360-nucleotide messenger RNA. RefSeq names its product palladin, cytoskeletal associated protein (gene PALLD). Gene Ontology annotation, cellular component: plasma membrane. The record is from RefSeq and is a predicted model, not a curated record. Gene Ontology annotation, biological process: homophilic cell-cell adhesion. The coding region runs from base 156 to 4439 and encodes 1427 amino acids. Lineage: Eukaryota; Metazoa; Chordata; Aves; Passeriformes; Muscicapidae. The transcript has 21 exons.
AGUUCUUAGAGAUUUCUAUUUGAAGUUUGCAUGCUGGUGUUUGACUUCAGGUCUUGGAAAGGAGAUUGCAUGUCUACUUGUAUUUUAUCCUGUUGCUAUUUAGAGUAAGGUACAAAAUAACAAGGACCAUAAGAGAGGUGUUCUGCUUUCUCAGGAUGCAAGAGAGAAGGUGUGGGCAGGCAGUGCCUCUUUCUUUAAUGCUGAAGGAGACUUACUCUCCAGAGAGAGGAAGCAGUAAGGGAUAUCCCGAAAAUAUGUCAGAACCGUCAUCUUACCAUGACUUUUUCUGUGAUCCCGUGUCAGACGCACAGAAUGGUGAAUUUUCAAAUGGACUUUCUGCCUUCCUUACCCAGGAGGAAAUUAGUAAGAGCCUUGACAUAGCUCGUGAAGCCAUUGCCAAUUCCAUGGAGGAAGAUGAGAACACAGCACCAGACUUUACUCAUUAUCUCAACACCUCUCUUUCUAGCCCUUCAGAAGACCCUUCUUUCAGGGACACCAACGUACAUGAGCAAGAUGCUUUACAGACACCUCAAGCAAGCAGCUGGACUUCAUCUGCUUCGAGUCAUCUUCUCCCAAGGAAUCCGGAAGAGCAAUCCACUGCACCUGAGACAGAAGAUAGUUUUGUCACAGUUUCUAGGAGACAAGCAAGCACCUCACCUUUUCUACCUGCUAGUCCCAGCUUUGUCAGAAGCCUGAAAUUUUCAGAGAAAGGUGGUCCAUUUAUGCCUAAGACAAGCCCAAAUUCUGAAUUGACACCCCAGGGAGAAGCUCCUUCCAGGAACAAGCUGUGUGACAAAGCUGCCACAUUCAUAGAGGAGUUAUCAUCUAUAUUCAGACAGGCAGCGAAGACAAGAGGCCGUAGUCCUGAUGGGGACUCUUCUUCUCCAGACAGUGGAUACCUGUCUCCUAAUAAGAAACAACCAGCUUUAAGUACCUUAGUGAACCAGGAGUUUGACAAACCACAUCAAGAGACUGAACCUGAAGAAAAAUUACCUGGAAUUCAUCUAAAUGGAGAACACUAUUCUGGAAAGGGAAGCAUCAUGGAGAGCAAAAUGGUCCUGUGCCGUCCCUUCAUCAACAUGGAAGAGCAUGAACUUUCCCCACCUCUAUUCACUCAGAAGCUCCGGAGCCAGGAAGUUGCCGAAGGAAACAAAGUAUUGCUGGAGUGCAGAGUUGCUGGCAACCCAGUCCCUGAUGUCAGAUGGUUCUGUGAAGGAAAAGAACUCCAGAAUUCCCCUGACAUUCAGAUCCAUUCCGAAAGUGGAGGACUUCAUUCACUAAUUAUAGUAGAAGCCUUUGAAGACGACACUGGACGCUAUACUUGUCUGGCUUCAAAUUCUUUUGGCUCAGAUAGCACAUCAGCUGAGAUAUUCAUUGAAGGUGCCAGUUCUACAGAUUCAGAGACUGAAAGUUUAAUUUUCAAAUUAAAAUCUGGAGCUAUGCCACAGGCCCAAAAGAAAACCACUUCUGUUUCCUUGACAAUAGGAUCUUCUUCACCAAAAUCAGGAGUGACCACAGCUGUAAUUCAACCUAUCUCUGUGCCCAGUCAGCAGAUUCAAAGCCCAACUUCAUACCUGCACCAUCUGGAGGGACCCAAGCCUAUCUAUUCUGCACCUAUUUUUACAAAGGAGCUACAAAAUGCCACAGCAUCUGAAGGACAAGUGGUGGUAUUGGAAUGCAGGGUCAGAGGACCUCCUCCCAUUCAUGUUAAGUGGUUUCGACAGGGCAUUGAAAUUCAAGAUUCUCCAGACUUCAGAAUUCUCCAAAAAAAGCCACGAUCUGCAACUGAACCUGAAGAGAUAUGUACACUUGUAAUAGCAGAAACUUUUCCUGAAGAUUCAGGAAUUUUCACCUGCACAGCAACAAAUGAACAUGGUUCAGUAACAAGCAGUGCACAACUAACUGUCUGCUCAGCCAACUUGGAAUGCUCUAGUGAUGAUUUCCAUCAUUUCCCACCACUUCCUCCAGUUGAAAUUAGCUCUCUUGAACUUCCUCCUAAGAAAACUACAGAUACUCACCAAGCAAACAAUACUGAGUUGAGACCUGGUGUGAUAGACCUUCAACAACAGCUCAGUUCAUCUGAGGAAAAAUCAAAUGGCAUUCAUCCUCUUCAUGGAGUAAAUGGAAUGAUUAACAGCAAGCCAAACGUUGAUAUAUCCAUCCCACCUCCAGCUGUCUUGCUUUCACCCACAAAGGAGCCACCACCUGUGCUUGCCAAACCAAAGCUGGACCCCAAAAAAAUACAGCAGCUGCAGAACCAAAUUCGUCUGGAGCAAGAAAGCGGACAGUGGUAUCGUCACCAACAGCAACCUGAUCAUCAGCACCCUCCCUCUUCUCCUUCCUUUCCUCCUCCUCCCUCCUUCCAGGAGCUUGAGUCCAGCCAGUCUGCGACCUCUCCUGUGCCAAUGAGUAUUCUUAACUCUCAUACUUCCCCAACCAUGCAGUCUUCCAGCUCCUUCAACUAUGCUCGGCCUAAGCAGUUCAUUGCUGCCCAGAACAUCAGCCCCGCUUCAGGUUAUGUCACUCCUUCUUCUGGGUCAUCUACAUCUAGCCUUCCUUCUCCUAUGUCUCCAACUGCUUCUCAGAAACAGUUUGGGAGAGUGCCAGUUCCUCCCUUCUCUCAGCAGUUUGCUCCAGAAGGGGAAUAUGCCUGGUCUCCUUCUUCUCCAUCCCCUCCACCCCCACCUCCACCUGUCUUUAGUCCAACAGCGACAUAUCCAGUGUGUGAUUCCUUUCCACUUCCACCUCCUCCUCCCCCUCCUCUUCCUUCACUUUCUUCACCUUCCCACAGCCUGUCUCCAACUCCAAGAUUUCCUAAUUCCAGCCAAUCUCCAGCAGCUUUUCUCAGCUCCAUGCUGCCAUCCCAGCCACCACCCGUUUCUGUCAACGCCUUAGGCCUCCCAAAAGGAGUGACGCCUCCGGGAUUUCCUAAGAAAACAGGCAGAACUGCUAGGAUAGCAUCAGAUGAAGAGAUUCAAGGUUCAAAAGAUGCUGUAAUUCAGGAUCUGGAGAGAAAACUUCGCUUCAAAGAAGACCUUUUGAACAAUGGGCAACCGAGAUUAACAUAUGAAGAAAAAAUGGCUCGUCGCUUGCUGGGAGCAGACAGCGCUGCAACUGUCUUCAAUAUACAGGAACCAGAAGAAGAUCCUGCUAUACAGGAAUAUAAAGUCUCCAGCUUUGAGCAAAGGCUGAUCAGUGAAAUUGAAUACAGGCUGGAGAGAUCCCCUGUGGAAGAAUCAGAUGAUGAAGUGCAACAUGGAGAUGAACCUAUUGAUAACAGCAUGUCACCAUAUUUUGAGAUAAAGCUGAAGCACUACAAAAUCUUUGAAGGAAUGCCAGUCACAUUUACAUGCAAAGUGGCAGGAAAUCCAAAACCAAAGAUUUAUUGGUUUAAAGAUGGGAAGCAAAUUUCUAAACGAAGUGAUCACUACCGAAUUCAAAGAGAACCUGAUGGAACUUGCUCACUGCAUACUGCAGCCUCCACCCUGGAUGAUGAUGGGAAUUACACCAUUAUGGCUGCUAACCCACAGGGCAGAGUAAGUUGCACGGGCAGGCUGAUGGUUCAAGCUGUAAAUCAAAGAGGCCGCAGUCCUUGGUCACCUUCAGGUCAGCCUCACAUAAGAAGACCACGAUCUCGAUCAAGGGACAGUGGUGAUGAAAAUGAACCAAUUCAGGAACGAUUCUUCCGGCCUCAUUUUCUGCAGGCUCCUGGAGACCUGACUGUUCAAGAAGGAAAACUAUGCAGGAUGGACUGCAAGGUGAGUGGAUUACCAACUCCAGACUUAAGCUGGCAACUUAAUGGCAGACCAAUUCGCCCUGACAGCUCUCACAAAAUGUUGGUGCGUGAGAAUGGGGUGCACUCCUUGAUCAUAGAACCGGUCACAGCCAGAGAUGCUGGAAUCUACACGUGCAUUGCCAGCAACCGAGCUGGUGAAAAUUCAUUCAGCCUGGAGCUCACUGUUGCAGCUAAGGAAAUACAAAAAGCACCUGUGUUUAUAGAGAAGCUACAAAACACAGGUGUGACUGAGGGAUUCCCAGUGCGACUGGAGUGUCGAAUCUCAGGGGAGCCAUCUCCUCAGAUAUUUUGGAAGAAAGAGAACGAGUCACUCACAUACAACACUGACCGAGUGAGCAUGCACCAGGAUAACUACGGCUACAUUUGCCUGCUUAUUCAGGGAGCUACAAAGGAGGAUGCUGGCUGGUACACUGUUUCAGCUAAGAAUGAGGCUGGGAUUGUAUCUUGCACUGCCAGGUUGGAUGUUUAUACUCAGUGGCAACAACCCCCUCAGCAGACCAAGCCAAAGAAGGUGCGGCCCUCAGCCAGCCGGUACGCUGCUCUCUGUGACCAAGGACUAGACAUCAAAGCAGCUUUCCAGCCAGAGGCAAACCCAGUCCACCUGACAAUGCAGCCUGGCCUGGUAGAGAGCGAUGACCUGUAGAUUCAACUGCCGCUUCCAUCAUCUUCUUUCAAAGCAGAAACACUGAAAGCCAUUGCCUUGACCAAUGAUACUCCUAUGUCACUUUAUGCAAGGGCAGACACCUUCAUGUACAAAAGAUAAACAACAAACACAGUAACCAUAUAUUCCUUAUUCAUUAUACCAAAUUAGAAGAAUAGAUAGAUUAUUGAUAGAAAUGUACACAUUGCACAACAAAUCACACUCACCAGUUCCUUAACCUAUGUUGCUUCAUAACCCUUUUCAUAGAGGCCAAAAUGCAUCAGAGAGAAAGAUUUUUCACUACAUACCUUUGCAAGCAGUAAGUAGAUGCUACACAGUCUUAAUGGUGCAAGAUAUUUUCUUCAAGGAUUAUCAACAAUUCUAAAAUGGCUACACAUUCUGACAGCUACGAUGAACAAGUGCAAUACUAUAAGAAUAAAACAGAAAGGGACAAGGAAAAGAAAUGUAAGCAAAUGCUGUCUCUGCAAACUGCUUUUUGCUCAACAAUGAAAAAAAUCUUUCUUUCAAUGCUGUUAGGAUGGACGUUGACACCCUAAUUUUCAAUUCGUGUUUUUCCUUUUUGCUGUCUCAGAGGAGGCUUAUUUACAAACAUAUAGCAAUGGCAGUCUAAGCAGAAGCAAUUAUACUUCUGCAGGACAACAACAAGUUGACACAUAGUAACAAUCUACUCCAGAUUACACAUUGGUAACUAGAUGGGAAAAAAUUUUGAUGGUAUAAACCACUGCAGUGAGUUACUGCAAGGGGUGGGAGGGGGACUGGGCAAGAGAUUGAAACUCUCUGGAUUGCUGGACAGCAGUGUGUAACCUUGUAAUACUCUCAUUCAAGAUUCUGAAAUUCUAAGGUGAGCUGAAAACUAGGGAGUGUAUGUAUGGGAUGUUUGACUGUUUAAAGCUUGUGUAAUACGUAUGAGGAUUUUAGAAAUGUAUAGUAAGUGAAAAAUAGGUUGAAACUGCACUACGAAUUUAAGUGACAAGUAUACACCACAGGGGCGAUAGGUUUGCAAAUCUGAGGAAACAGAAAAUGAAGAUAGGCAAAAAAAAUCCAAUUUGCUUUUUGCUUUUUCUUCUUAACAUAACAUGUCUCUGGUAGAUUUUAUUUUUUCCUUCUCCUGACUGCAGGCAAAUGUCAACUCUUUUAAGGGGUAGAGUCUGUGCACCAUAGGUGAAAAGCCUGAAGGCUACUUACAGAAUGCAAGGCAAAUCCACUUGUAAGUGGAGUCCCACUUAAAGUCACACCUGACUAGGUAGUUUUAAAUUAGAACCAAAUGAAUUUCAGUUGAAGGGGAGGGAGGGAGAAUGGAUGGGAGAAUUACUAGGCCUGACAAGGAAAAUGAGUGUUUGAUGGUACGAGCUACGAUACUUUGCUAGGAAAGGAAAACACUGUAUUCCUUAUAUGAAGCACAUACAUGGUAUCUUUCAUUAUUUAUAAUAAAAGUGUUGAAAUCUUUUAUCUCAGUUCAUUUAUUCAGAAGUCCUGUACUUAGGGGGGUUUGUUUGUUUGUUUUUAUUUUAUUUUGUAAUUGUGUACACCAUAUAUUGCAUUACUGCUAUACGUGUAUUGCUUUGUAAGUACACAAAGUUUGUUUUGUUUUUUAGUGACUAAUAAACUUUAGCACACAAGGUAGUACUAUUCUGGUGCAGGAUAUGACUAGAAUGGGGAUGGUUAAUCUCGAUUAACAUCAUAGUCUGUCAGGUGGGAAUAAUCUGAUUUUAUUCUAGAAGUGUGUCAUAUCUUUUGCCAAAUUUUCCUCAGCUGUGACAUGCUAAUUUACUUUUUUGUUUAGCUUCACUAGCAUUAUUUUGCCACCUUUUAUUUGUAUUUAUAAAAAUGUAUUAUCAUUACUUUGGACUGUUGUGCUGAUAUAAUGUGGGUUUAACAUCAAUAAAUAUUACACAAAUAGAGA